AUGUCUUCAAGAAAUUAAUCACCUAGAGGAACAGCAACUCCAUAAAAAAAAGUUUAAAUUCAGACUUAGUAGGCAAAUGGUGGGAUAAAUUCAUAACCUAAAACACCUAAAUCGCCAUCAAAAGUCAGUUCGAGUAAAGGUGGAAGUAGAUCACCACCUCACUCUCCAAGUUAGCCGUCAAGAUAAAUAGGAACAUAGCCAUCAGGUAGUAGAAGAUAAUCUCCGUAAAGUGGUUAAAGAUCAUCUUCAAAAAACAUAAGAAAGUAAUCUUUAAAAGGGAAAUAAGGUGAAAAAUAACCACCUGGGAAUCAGGAUGCGGCUUCUUAAAAGAAUAAUUCAAAUAACAAUAAUAAAGUAUUUUAUGAUAAAAAUGAAAUAAGGGAAGCAAUGAGUAGUCCAAAGUAAUUAGAGGAUUAUUGGAAUUACUAGGAAAGCGUUUAAAGAAGAGUUUUAGAUUAUAAAGAAAAAGCAGAUUAAAAUCUUAGAAAAAUAAGUGAGUAUAAUGAUAAAUUAAGGAGAAUUUAACAAAAAUGCUUUGACUUUGAUUCAGUGAGAGAUGAUAUAUAUAGUUAUAAAUCAUAAAAAAGGUACCAUAAAUCUGAAACAGAAGAUAGUUUUUAAUAAACGAAUGAAGACUAAUAUGAUAAAAAGGGGUAUUCUACAUAAGUAAAGCUUUCUCCUUCUAAUUAAAAGCAAGUUGGAUUUGGCACAGAUAGAAAUAGGAGUUAAGAUAGAUAAGCUUUACAAUACAAAAUAUAGCAGCAUGAAGCAUAUGAAAAGAUACUAAAUAGUAAACUUAAAAAUGAAUAAAAUUUGAAUGAUCUUGUUGAAUUAGAGAAGAGUAUCCAGCUUGAAAAAAUGGGUUUGUAGUAUUUCUCAAAAAAGAUGGAAGAUUAAAUAUAUUUAAAGUAAUAAAUUAAUGGAGAAGAUUCCUUAAGGCUCAGUAAUGAUUUAUAUAAUUAAAGUCCUCCUAAGAAUCUUAAAAAGCAUGUUGAAUUGUAAUAAGAUAAUAUGCCUGAAGAAUUUUUAUAAUACAAAAAAAGAAGAAAUAGUACCACUAAGAAUCAAAACGAUAGAUUUAAUACAUUUUAAACAUACAAUGAUAAAAAGUUAGAGGAAGAAAUACAAAAUUCUCAUUUAAAAGAAUAAUAUAAAAAACAUUAAAUAGACAGGUCAUAAUUGCUUACUCCUGAAGAGAAUGAGCUUAUUUCUUCAUAUGAAAAAAAGCUAAAAUACUCACCUAAGUCCUCUAAAAACCAUAAAGAUUUAUCUAAUGAAAAAACACCUAAUAGCAAUCAUAAGUAUGAUACUAAUAGAUUAACAAAUCUAUAGUAUAAGUAUCUACUUGAAAAACAUGAUUAUGAAAAAUUUUUAAAUGGGAAGCUCGAUGUUGACGAAAAUACAAUUAAUAAAAGUAAUGCUUUUCAUAACUAAAAAAACAAUUAGAAUGGAUUAUAUUAUUCUGAUGGAAAAUACAGAAAAAAGUCUAUCACAAGACUAGAUACGUAAUAGCACGAUAACAUCAUAAGAAACAGAUUAGGUUUAACUGAGGAUUUAAGUAAUGCUGCAUCAAGAAAAAGCAAUCACUAUCCUCAUUCUAGCCUGUAAUAGCAAAAGGGAGAAAGAAUGAACACAAAUGAAACCAAUUUUACGUUUUUGCCAAAUAUUUAAGAAAAUAGAAGAGUUUCUUUAGAUACCAAUUAAUUAAAUUAAAAUAAAUAUUUGAGAAAUUUAGAAAUUGAGAAUCUUUUUUAAAAUUAAUAAAAGAGUAACAUAUUCUAAAGGUAUAGCACCCCAACAAAUAAACAUUACAUUUAUAAUAAAUCUUGA
Tetrahymena thermophila SB210 is the source of this 1830-nucleotide messenger RNA. RefSeq lists its product as hypothetical. NCBI's taxonomy places the organism in Eukaryota, Ciliophora, Oligohymenophorea, Hymenostomatida, Tetrahymenidae. The transcript has a single exon. The record is from RefSeq and is a predicted model, not a curated record.